This is a messenger RNA of Galdieria sulphuraria, 1996 nucleotides long. Its product is annotated as HI0933 family protein. The coding region runs from base 13 to 1422 and encodes 469 amino acids. NCBI's taxonomy places the organism in Eukaryota, Rhodophyta, Bangiophyceae, Galdieriales, Galdieriaceae. The record is from RefSeq and is a predicted model, not a curated record. The transcript is spliced from 4 exons.
AAAGAAAGGAGAAUGUGGAUAAUUGGAAGAGGAUGGAAUGGUCUGAGGACUCAACGAAUAAGACUCCAAGUUGAUCGUUGUUGUCCACGUUGUAGUCGUAUAUAUGCAAUAAUACAACGAUAUGACUUGAUUAUCGUUGGUGGUGGACCUGCUGGUUGUUUUGCUGCUGUUCAGUUAUGUGAAGCAACGUAUCCAACAGUGCCUCGUAUAUUGAUAGUAGAAAGAGCUCCUCGAAUUCUUGAAAAAGUUCGAAUCAGUGGCGGUGGUAGAUGCAACGUUACUAAUGGGGAAUGGGAUCCUAAAGUGUUUGCUCAACACUAUCCAAGAGGUGGGAAGGAAUUGAUAGGUCCACUAACUCGUUUUGGGUCCUUGCAAAUGAAAGAAUGGUUGAAACAAAACGGUGUGAAGUUGAAAACGGAAAAGGACGGACGAGUAUUUCCAGUUUCCAACGAUAGUCAAACUAUUAUCCAAUGUAUUCAACGAGCAUUGCUUUUAUACAACGUGGAAAUUCGUGUACAAUAUCCAAUAGCGAAUAUAGAAAGAAAUGAGAAUGGACUUUUUCUUGUUCAUGGAAAGGAAUUGUUAUCAAGUCAAUAUCUUUUGGUUAGUACGGGUUCCCAUAGAGCGACUUAUCGUUGGCUUUCUUCUUGGGGACAUACCAUUCACUCACCUUGUCCAAGUUUAUUUACUUUUUGUAUCGAUGAUGUUCGUUUACAAGGAUUAUCAGGAACAACGGUGCAAGAUGUUGGUUUGAAGAUAAUGGGAAUCGAUGGUCGUCGUUCAUCAUCGUUACCAAAAAGUAGCUUUAUUCAACGUGGACCUUUGUUGAUCACUCAUUGGGGUUUAUCGGGUCCUGCUGUGUUGAGAUUAUCUGCUUGGAAUGCUCGAGAACUUGCUGCUGUUCAUUAUGAAGCACAAUUAUCGAUUGAUUGGUUACCUGAUAUCCAUGUCGAACAAGUCAAUUCUAUUCUCAUGGAAAAGAAGCUUUAUUGGAAAACAAAACAAGUCACUACUGUUUGUCCAUUUAGAGAUAAAGACGGAAGACUUUCUAAAAACUUGUGGCGAAAUAUUGUUGUUCAAACGCUUAAUAAUGAAGCAUAUUUAUGGAAAGACCUUUCCAAAGCUCAACUUGAUGCUUUGUCAAAUGCUUUAAAAUCAAGUCUUUUCGAGAUUCAAGGAAAAGGUAUCUUUAAAGAGGAAUUUGUAACUUGUGGUGGAGUAUGUAGAAAACAAGUUCAUUUUGAUAGUAUGGAAAUUAAAUGUGUGCCUCAACUAUACUUUGCUGGAGAGGUUUUAGAUAUCGAUGGAUUGACAGGAGGUUUCAAUUUACAAGCAGCAUGGACAACUGGCUAUUUAUGUGGUCGUAGUAUUGCAAAGAGACUGCAAGUCAUCCCAUUUUCAACGUUACAAGGAGAUGGUUGAGAAUAAUUACUUGCCAAAAAUAGAUUCCAAUGAAUACAUUGUUUUUGGAGGUUCUCUAUUAGCAACUAUUGUACGAGAUGAAGAAGAUGAAUGUCCAUAAAGUGGAUAGAAAAGUUGUAUCAAACCAUAAUAAAGAAGAAUAGCAUUUGUGGGAUUUUGGGUUGGAAGUUUCAAAGGAAAUGAGGAGGAGGAUAGUGUUUUUUGUGGUUCAUAUAAUCGAGUAUAUUCAAACUGCGUUAGAUAUUGUUUCCAGUCCAUUCCUCGAUUCUCCAGUGUACUACUACUACUAUCUUCCAAAGGAUAUUCCAGUCUCUUUUUCACAAAACUGGUAAGGUCCCUGUUUGGUUUUGUUCUUUGUAGAAAAGAAUGUGUGGCUGCCACAGAUGCGUAACUUGAUGACUCUAAAGAGUAACAUGGGGCUGUGGCUUCCAUUCGUUUACGCACAGGUUGCAGGACAAAAUAAAAGUUUCGUUUCCUGUGAUGACCAUCCCAACUUGUUGCUUCAUCGAGCAUGUUCGUAUCGGGAUUCAUCGACUGCUCUUCUUUUUGAUAGCAUAAAGAGGAUUGGUUAUUG